AUGUCACCAGUUAUCUCACUACAACCACGAGAAGAACCCACCAUACCAGUUACAGUGCAAGGACGAGAACAUGCCUUCAUGGUAGACACCGGAGCGACGUAUUCAUGCAUUGGAAAAAACGGCUUCAAUCUCCCCCUCUCCAGUUCAUCCAUCCGAACUGUAGGCUUUUCUGGGAAAACACAAGUAAUACCACUUACGGAGCCACUCACGAUGCAAAUUGAAGGAAAAACUAUUGUAGCGCCUCUACUGUACUCCGCACACACUCCCAUCAAUCUAUUAGGAAGAGACAUUCUCUGCAUACUAAAAGCCAACAUUGUGUGUACUCAACGCGGCCUGCAAAUAGAGUUCCAUGAAGGUCCCUCAGCAAACCAGAUGAUGCCAGUGAUGGUUGGAAAGGAACUCCAAAAUGGCUUAAGUCCAUUAAUGAAUGUAACAGCACAAGAUCAUCACAGCCGGACACCACCGCUAGCGUACUGGCUACAAUUGGCCCCACAAGAAUCUUCACUAAUCCAAUUAUGGGAAGAAUGGGAACCGUGGGUCCAAGCUUUGGUAGGGAAACCAAGACCACAACAGAUGCCGCUCCACUGCACUCUUCUAUAUGACGAACAUCAAAACUACACAGACUAUGCCGACUGCUGGAUGGAGCUGAUCAAUAAAAAACAAUACUCCAUCAUCAGCCAGGAUAUUUUUGUAGGCCCUGAAGGAGCAGCCGCAGCCGUAACACUCCCACCAGAAUUACGAGAAUGGUAUCAUGUACAGAACUCAGCCCCGCAUGUCCCAUUGAUGACAACCGAAGGACAUCGAUCUAGUGAGUUAGGACCAAUGAUAAAAGCAGCUUUACAAGUGUUAGACUGGAGGCCCACCAAUAAUAAGUACUUACACAUAUCUCCUGAUGCCCGGUUUCAUAGAAUUUCAGCGAGAAAUUACAACGUAGGGACAGCUGAGAUAGUGGUUGUAAAUGUAAAGACAGCAUCACAUCAAUGCCCAUUGUCGGAACAUGAAGAUGUGUUAGGACAGGUGCCCCCAUCCCUAUGGUCAAAACAUAAGACAGAUGUGGGUUUUAUACGGGCAGCAGACCCCAUACACAUAAAAGUGAAGAAGGGAGCAAGAUUACCAUACCAGAGGCAGUACCCACUCCGACAACACGCCAUAGACGGGAUUAGACCCACGAUUAGGGGUUUAGUGGAUGCGGGAGUCUUAAUAGAGACAAAAAGUUCCUGUAAUACACCCAUCUUUCCAAUAAAGAAGCCACAUUCUAAUGAUUAUCGGUUAGUACAUGAUCUGCGGGCUAUUAACUCCAUUGUGGACGUUCCAAAGGCAAUUGUUCCCGAUCCACAUACACUACUUUCUAACAUACCCCCAGGUACCAAAUGGUACACCGUCAUCGAUCUGUGCUCUGCCUUUUUCUCAGUUCCCCUACACACUGAUUCACAAUACCUGUUUGCUUUCACCUUUGAAGGCAAACAAAUGACUUAUACUCGGUUACCCCAGGGAUUCCUGGACAGCCCAGCUGUGUUUAAUCGAGUGUUGGCCCAGGACCUGCAGAACCUGCACGUCACUAGUACCGUCUUGCAGUAUGUAGAUGAUAUCCUUAUUUGCAGUAGUUCAAAGGAGCAGUGUGAGAGAGACUCUGUCACCGUGUUAAACCAGCUGGCAGAAGGCGGUCAUAAGGUCAGUAGAGAUAAGUUGCAGUUCUGUCAGACGACAGUUGAUUAUUUGGGGAGACGACUUAGUGGGGAUAAGAGGCAGAUAGCUCUGUCACAGAUAGAGGCCAUAGCCAGAGCUCCGAAACCACAGACGGUAGGGCAAAUGCUCACCUUGUUGGAAAUGGCGGGAUACAGUAGACCAUGGAUUUGUGACUAUGCCCUCAAAUCAGCGCCUCUGCGGGCCCUUAUUAGGGCUGCGGGGCAGACCAGUAUUGCUGCUGCUCUGCAGUGGACCGAAGAGGCGGAGGGCGCUUUCUUGGCCCUUAAAAGUGACAUGCAAUCCGCCCCCGCCCUUGGCAAUCCGGAUUACUCAAAACCAUUUCACCUAUAUGUUGCAGAACGGUCUGGAUAAGCUACUGCUGUGUUGUUGCAGGACACGCCCAUUGGGAAACAACCGUUAGCCUAUUACAGUACAAAACUGGAUAAUGUAGAGGCAGGACUCCCACCCUGCUACCAGGGACUGGCAGCCGCUGUCUUUGCUUUCAAGAAGGCAUCAUCACUAACCAUGGGACACCCAAUCACGUUAUAUACGUCCCAUCAACUGUAUGCCUUACUCACAAGUCCCCGGUUUGUGUUAACACAAGCCAGACGGACUGGCUACGAGGUGAUACUGUCUGCACCAGAGCUUACCAUUCAAAGGUGCAGCAUAGUAAACCCAGCAACUAAGAUGGUGUUACCUGUAGAUGGGACACCACAUGAUUGUGUUCAUGUAACUGAUGUAUUUAUGCGAGCACGCGACGACUUGCACAAUGAGCCCAUCGUAGCAGACCUCACAUUGUUUGUGGAUGGAUCUUGCUUUAGGGAUGCUGUAGGUAACCAUGCAGGUUACAGCGUGGUGCAGCUU
Hypomesus transpacificus is the source of this 2550-nucleotide messenger RNA. RefSeq lists its product as uncharacterized. The transcript has a single exon. Gene Ontology annotation, biological process: proteolysis. Gene Ontology annotation, molecular function: aspartic-type endopeptidase activity. The record is from RefSeq and is a predicted model, not a curated record. Bases 1 to 2058 code for a protein of 685 amino acids. NCBI's taxonomy places the organism in Eukaryota, Metazoa, Chordata, Actinopteri, Osmeriformes, Osmeridae.